Varanus komodoensis (Komodo dragon) is the source of this 1909-nucleotide messenger RNA. RefSeq names its product translocase of inner mitochondrial membrane 17A (gene TIMM17A). NCBI's taxonomy places the organism in Eukaryota, Metazoa, Chordata, Lepidosauria, Squamata, Varanidae. The record is from RefSeq and is a predicted model, not a curated record. Gene Ontology annotation, molecular function: transmembrane protein transporter activity. The transcript has 6 exons. Gene Ontology annotation, biological process: protein import into mitochondrial matrix. Gene Ontology annotation, cellular component: TIM23 mitochondrial import inner membrane translocase complex; mitochondrial inner membrane. The coding region runs from base 200 to 691 and encodes 163 amino acids.
CCCGUCGGUCAGCCUUGCCUUCCAGGCAGCGAGAGCUCCGGAUGUCAUCCUGGCUGCCACAGCGACGGGCGCCUUGCGUACCAGCUCAGGCACGCCGUUCCCUUGCGGGGAAACGACCGAUCCCCACGGCCCCUGAAAGACAAGAUCAUUGGCUUAGGUUCCGUGUAGCCGGCCAGACCAGACAGGCCUUUGCCUCACCAUGCCAAUGGAAAAGGGCCCUUGGAGAAUAGUGGAUGACUGUGGUGGUGCCUUCACAAUGGGAGCCAUUGGUGGUGGCAUUUUUCAAGCUGUCAAAGGAUUCAGAAAUUCUCCAGUGGGUGUAAAUUAUAGGUUACGAGGUAGUUUGACAGCUAUUAAAACCAGAGCACCACAGUUGGGAGGUAGCUUUGCUGUGUGGGGAGGUCUCUUUUCCAUGAUUGACUGUAGUAUGGUGAAAGCAAGAGGAAAAGAAGAUCCUUGGAACUCCAUCACCAGUGGAGCCUUAACUGGUGCCAUAUUAGCUGCAAGAAAUGGUCCAGUUGCCAUGGUUGGAUCUGCAGCUAUGGGAGGAAUUCUUCUAGCUUUAAUUGAAGGAGCAGGUAUCCUACUAACAAGGUUUGCAUCUGCACAAUUUCCAAAUGGCCCUCAGUUUUCAGACGAUCCUUCUCAGUUACAACCCUCACCAUUUGGAGACUAUAGGCAGUAUCAAUGAUGUCCUGUAUUCUUCUCUUUCAUGUUGUACAAGCAAAUUGUUGCCCUUACAAGGACAAGCAAGAUGCAGCAUCACUUGAAGACUUUUCAUUGGAAGUGUACACCUAGAUGUUUCUGUAUUUUUCAUAUAUUUAAAAGAUUAUGAAUAGUAGGAUUCCAUUAUUGUAAAGUAGAUAAGAGAUACCUAAGCAACUCCUUAUGCCUUGUCUUAAAAGGACCAAGCAAUGUAUUAUUGCAGAAAGAUGUGAGUCUGUGGCCUUUAUGGUACAGUCCUGACCAUACUGGCACCAUUAACUUUAAAGGACAGAACAGCCAUGCAGUGCCAGAGCUGCCUACCUGAGGAGAAUGUGCGAGUAACAGGACAAAUGAGGUGGGUUGCCUGCUUUUCGGCUGGAAUGAAGGUGCACCUAGUGAUGCGGGGCUGGGAGGGGUACUCGUUUUCCUCUUUCGAUCUUUAAUACCACAUUUAGAUAUGAGAAUGAAAUGUUAAGGAAAAUCAUUACAAUGUUCAAAUGUUAAAACCUGGUAGGCAUUUUUUGUUGGUAAAAACUGCUGUGGGAAUCCAAAAAACUAUACAGGGAGCCUUUGUAAAGUAUUUAAAGGUUCACACUGACUGUCUCCCAGGGUUGUCCUAGGCUAGAGGACUGCUCAGUUUCAGUGCCUGAUCACUUUGAGUUGUCACUGUUAGGUCUUGUAUUACAUUUAUAUAAUAAUGUAGGAGGGGGAUACCAACAAUUUAAUGGUGCAGCUUUCACAUGUAAAGUCUACUACUCAUAAACUUGACAAGUUUGCAGUGCCUGUAUAUUUUCAACCUUUAACUGUUUGAGCGGACUUUUCAUGCCUGAAUAUAAAUUAGCAAUACGUUUGCAUUAGAUGGAACUUCCAGUUUGCCCAGAAGCAUGCUUGUAAACGUGCACACUUCAGCAAGUGUCAUCCAGACAAUACACAAUACAAGUUUAAUUCCUGACCAUUAGUUUCCAUUAGAUUAUUUAUGGUGUGUAAAUGUACUAUUUGUCUUCACCCUAAAUAUGUGAAUGAAGAACAAGCUGUAUCCACAAUGUAAAAGCCUAUGUUGGUGGGAUGGGAGUUGUUGGAAGCUUCAAACAAAAAAGAAUGGCGAUCACAACUGCACAAAUCUUGGUGAAAGAAAACUGAUGAUAGUAAAAUACUUGUAGGGUCUCUUUGCAAAGUCAAAAUUAAAGAACUCCCUCUAGUGGCA